Alnus glutinosa is the source of this 1066-nucleotide messenger RNA. RefSeq names its product V-type proton ATPase subunit E. The record is from RefSeq and is a predicted model, not a curated record. The coding region runs from base 134 to 826 and encodes 230 amino acids. Gene Ontology annotation, molecular function: proton-transporting ATPase activity, rotational mechanism. Gene Ontology annotation, biological process: proton transmembrane transport. The transcript has 6 exons. Gene Ontology annotation, cellular component: proton-transporting two-sector ATPase complex, catalytic domain. Lineage: Eukaryota; Viridiplantae; Streptophyta; Magnoliopsida; Fagales; Betulaceae.
UGAGAAUGUUUUACGCCAGACAAACCGACGAACCCAUAUAAGCACUGCCCUCCCGUCGUCUAGUUCCCCAAUCAAGAUCAAGGAAGCUCCCCAGAAAACCGCUGCUCACUCUCGGAUCCGAAUCGAAGCGAAAAUGAACGACGCCGAUGUCUCCAAGCAGAUCCAGCAGAUGGUCAGGUUCAUUCGCCAGGAAGCCGAAGAGAAGGCCAACGAGAUCUCCGUCUCCGCCGAAGAAGAAUUCAAUAUUGAGAAGUUGCAAUUGGUCGAGGCUGAGAAGAAGAAGAUCAGGCAGGAGUAUGAGCGGAAACAGAAGCAAGUCGAAGUUCGAAAGAAAAUUGAGUACUCGAUGCAGCUUAAUGCUUCUCGGAUAAAAGUUCUUCAAGCGCAAGAUGAUGUGGUUAAUUCCAUGAAAGAGGCGGCAUUGAAGGAGCUUUUGAAUGUGAGCCGCGAUCACAAUGUGUACAAAAGGCUUCUAAAAGAUCUGAUUGUUCAGAGCUUGCUCAGACUGAAAGAGCCUGCUGUCUUAUUACGUUGCCGGGAAGAUGAUCUUCAUUUGGUGCAGUCUGUGCUGGAUUCAGCAGCACAGGAAUAUUCUGAGAAAGCACAUGUUCAUUCACCUGAGAUCAUAGUUGACAAGAAAGUCUAUCUUCCAGCUGCUCCUACCCAUCAUAAUACCCAUGGUCCUUUCUGCUCUGGAGGCGUAGUGUUGGCUUCUCGAGAUGGGAAGAUUGUUUGUGAGAACACCCUUGAUGCACGGUUGGAUGUUGUGUUCCGUAAAAAACUUCCAGAGAUCCGCAAGUUGCUAUGUGGUCAGGUUGCUGCAUGAUGGGUUGGAUUGUAUUGUUUUACUGCCCCUAAAUUAUUUGAGACCUGAGAUUGGUCUUUGAUGAUAAGAUUAUUGUCCAAUCAAUUGCUUUGUUUGUAUGUUCAUUUUCUUGUUUGCUGCAUAACUUUAUAUAGUGUAGAUGUUCUUCAGUUUGGUGCGCUCUUUAAGUCUUAUCGAUUGGGGCAUGAGAAAGUACUUAUUCUUAGUGAUAAUAAAUGUUUUCAGCUUGAGUGUUUCUGU